This is a messenger RNA of Paramuricea clavata, 309 nucleotides long. Lineage: Eukaryota; Metazoa; Cnidaria; Anthozoa; Malacalcyonacea; Plexauridae. The record is from the annotation of a GenBank genome assembly.
AUGGUUACUGCCCCAGUUCCUUUCGUUCAUUGCGGCAGCCAUAAUUUGAACCUGGUAAUCAACGAUGCUGUCAAUUCAGUUGUAGAAAAUGAGAAUUUCUUUGGACUAUUAAGGGGACUAUUUAGCUUUUUCGCACCUUCGUUAAACAGAUGGAGAGAACUCGGUCUUGAAGCUGAAAAAGGAUCUCUCACGCUCAAGAAAUUAUGUACAACGCGAUGGAGUUCGCGAAUUGAUGCUGUACGUGCUGUUCGUGACAGGUAUCCACAUAUCAAGAUGAGUAUUAACACGGUUGUCUUUAACAUCUACUAA